CGCCACAGGAUUCCCAAUAUUCGAAAACAAAACAUUUCCUAAGAGCCAGGUUAAAACAACCUUUGACGAUUACAACGAAAUCGAUUUAUGGCAAGACCACGACUACGUUUUCAAUUUCUUGCUUACUCAGCGAAUUGCGUACAGCUCACAGAGUCUAUAGCUUACAAUAUGGAGGCGCAGCUAGUUCAAAUUUGUAGCCUUGUUGUCAGCCAUUGGGUAACACUCGUAAUUGGAGUUUCUUUGCUGUUGUAUUGGUUUGGGACGAAAUCAAAACGAUCGCUACAGAAAGAGUUUCCUAAUCUCUCCGGGCCGACUCCUUGGCCAUUCAUCAGUAAUCUCCCAGCUUUGGCGAGGAAUCAUGGCCAAGCACAUUUGCUUUUUGACGAGUUCUAUAAACAGUAUGAUAGCCCUGCUAUACGGGUGUCGAUACUGGGAAAGCCGAGUAUACUCGUAAAGGACCCGACGCUUCUCAAAGCCAUCAUGGUUAAGAACUUUGACUGCUUCGACGAUGUAAUGCAAGCCAAUUUCUCCCCACCUCUGGACAAGAUGUUGAAUGCACUAUCGGGUGAAGAAUGGCGAAAUUUGCGACACACACUGUCACCUAACUUCAGUGCGCACAAGCUAAAAAGCAUGGUCCCUCUGAUGAACAAGGCAUGUGACGUAUACAUGGAGAAGAUAACCCUCGCCGCGGAGACUAGGGCGACAAUUGACGUCAUGAAGAUCAACCCUGCUCUGACACUCGACAUUAUCAUUUCUUGCGCAUUCGGGGUGGAGUCAGACUGCCAGAACAACCCAAAUGACCCUGUGAUGAAAAAGGCCACUGCGGCUAUGAGACCGAGUCUGAUUCGGACCAUUCUCGGCAGUGUCAUCUUGCCCUUACUUCCCGGGGGACAGAAGUUCGUAUCCUCCAAGACUGGGGCGUCUCUGUUUUUCCGAGAGUUAUUCGAACUAACCAGCUUUGUGCAGGGUGUUAUUGAGAUGAAAAAUAGAGAGGGCUCAUCGCGGAAAGACAUGCUGGACUUGAUGCUUGAGGCUGCAGCUUCUGAUAACACUGAAGGCGGCAAGACACUUUCUCUGGAUGCAAUCAUUGCCAACACUGUCGUGUUCCUGUUAGCUGGACACGAGACCACUAGCAGUACCAUCGCAUUUGUUUCCUAUUUCCUGGCCAAGAAUCCCAAAACACAAGAGAAAUUACAACAAGAAAUCGACAGCGUGUGGAGCGGCAACGAGGAGGUGCCAUCGUACGACACCGUGCACGACUUGCCCUACCUUGAAAUGGUGAUAUCUGAGACGCUAAGGCUCUGCCCGCCAGGUUUCGUGAUCAUACGGGAAUGCUCAAAGACCUGCAUUAUCAACGAAUUACGGAUACCACAGGGUAGCCGCGUAGUCGCCCCAGUCUACAGCUUACACAGGGAUCCCAAGCACUACCCCGACCCCGAAAUAUUCGAUCCUGAGCGGUUCAGUCCUGAAGCUAAGGCGUCACGUGACCCAUACGCGAACAUGCCGUUUGGACACGGUCCCCGCAACUGCAUUGGAAUGAGGUUCGCGCAGAUGGAGAUCAAGUUGGUGUUAGUGCGCAUGCUCAAGAGCAUAGCCUCCGUCCAUCUCCACCUAGACUACAAAGAGACUGAAACGGAUGGCAGCAUUGCGAGGAGUCGGUGCAUGGUUCGUCGUGACCGAGGCAUCGUUUGGCUGGGCGGGAUUCUUCGUCAUUUUGAUACCUCAGAGGAAUAUAGCAUAGCCUCCGUCCAUCUCCACCUAGACUACAAAGAGACUGAAACGGAUGGCAGCAUUGCGAGGAGUCGGUGCAUGGUUCGUCGUGACCGAGGCAUCGUUUGGCUGGGCGGGAUUCCUCAACUUCUCUAAUGAAAUCCUCGUAUGCGCUUCUGCAUUCCGACAACUGAGCGAUCGUCGAUAAGAUGACUACUAAGAUUGCGAUGAAGAAUUUCAUCCUGGAACCUUCGAGAAA
Messenger RNA from Nematostella vectensis (starlet sea anemone), 1969 nucleotides. Its product is annotated as cytochrome P450 3A8. NCBI's taxonomy places the organism in Eukaryota, Metazoa, Cnidaria, Anthozoa, Actiniaria, Edwardsiidae. The transcript has 8 exons. The record is from RefSeq and is a predicted model, not a curated record. Bases 88 to 1866 code for a protein of 592 amino acids. Gene Ontology annotation, molecular function: monooxygenase activity; oxidoreductase activity, acting on paired donors, with incorporation or reduction of molecular oxygen; heme binding.